Molecule: messenger RNA, 2055 nt
Organism: Labeo rohita (rohu)
Lineage: Eukaryota; Metazoa; Chordata; Actinopteri; Cypriniformes; Cyprinidae
Gene: pnrc1
Product: proline-rich nuclear receptor coactivator 1
Exons: 2
Coding region: 251-904 (217 amino acids)
Biological process (GO): nuclear-transcribed mRNA catabolic process, nonsense-mediated decay
Cellular component (GO): P-body; nucleus
Source: RefSeq, a predicted model, not a curated record
AGUGCACAGCCAUUACGACAUAAAGAAACGGUUAUCUUUUUACUCUGUUGCGCGUUAUGUACGAUUAUUUUAAUAGCACUGGCAAAGACAGAGAUCAAAACGUUUGACUGAGUAAAUCUCCAUGACUGUCACCUUCUGCAGUCCUCGGGAUCCGACCGAGAAGCGCCAAACAUUAUCAUCAGCAUCAGUGUCUGUUUACAUCUGGACCGUAUUUGAUAUAGAAAGUUAUCUAGGUAGUUAAGUUGAUAUCAUGCUGGGCGAUGCUUUUGGACAUCGAUUUGAAUCCAGCGUUGAGAAUAAAGCAGUGAAGAUAAGCAAAUCCAAACAAGCGCUCUUGAAGAAAAGAGGACACAGAAACGUGCACAGUAAACCUAACAAAGCAUCAGGAAACAUCAACAAAAGCAGCUGUAAACCUCCUUUAGCCACCCAUGAAGAGCCCAAACCAGCUCAAUCUAAACCAGCAACGAAUAAACAGCAGCUGAAGUUAAAAACCGAAAGUGCUGAACGAGGGAUCCAGCCCAGCAGACCGCCUGUCCACAGCUCGAGCCGGCUUGAGCAAACCACCGACAACCUGAACAAACGGAGACAGUGGAGCAAGCAAAGAAACGCAUCAGACAACACUCAGCAUCCCAAACGACAGGAGAACCCCACAUACAUGGGAAAGAGCACAGCUGAGGGCCUCAGGAGGGUGAACGUUUGCCCUCCUGAGCUCUCGUCAGAGACAGAGAAGACAUAUGCUGGUGCUAAAUUCAGCGAGCCUCCCUCGCCCAGCGUCCUCCCCAAACCUCCCAGCCACUGGGUGGGAGAACGUGCUCUUCAGCAUACGGCCGUACAGCAGCACUGCAGCAAAGAGCAGAUGUCUGUGCACCUCAAAACCUUGUUGAAGGUGCAAGCAGAACCCUGAGCUGAAAAAAUGGGACACUUUAGGAAAUAAUACGGACUGGUAACAUCUUGUUGAGAAGAACUUCUGAAAUUUGCAGUUGUUUAGGAAAGCAGCUGUGAGUUAAAGGGAUCAUUCAACACAAAAUGAAAAUGCUGUCAUCAUUUACUCAUUCCAAACCUGUGGAACAUAAAAGAGGAUAUUCUAAUAAAUGUUGAGAACCAAACAGUUUUGGUUACCACUGACUUCCACUGAAUGGACUAAAUGUUCCUAAAUGUUCCUAAACGUUCCACAGAAGAACGAGAGUCAUACAGGUUUGGAAUGACAAGGAAGAGUAUAUGAUGAUAGAAUUGACAUUUUUGGGUAAACUGUUCCUUUAACGAAAGUGAGUACAAUUGAGACAUUUAAUGUGUAUAUUUUUUCAUGUUAAUUUACCUGAAAAGUAAAUUUAGUUUUGUUACUGAAGCUUAUAUUCCUGUAUCACGAUUUAUUUGCAUUCAUCUACAGUAACACUGGUAAGUGUAACAUUUUGCACAAGAAUGACAAGUGUUUGAGAUAUUUAAGAGAGAUUUUCAGGAGGUGCUGCUUUUCAGAACAUGGACAAUCACCAUGAGGAACUGGACUGUAAGAAAUUGCUGGUAUCUUUUUUUCACUGUGGACAGUAAACAACUACUUAUGUCAGUCUUUGAGUAAUGAUAUAUCUAUUUCAGUUGCACAGUUUGUUUGUAAUUGUGUAAAGAAUGUACCAUUUUUUAACAGAGCCCUGUGCAUGACAUAAAGGAAAAAUACAUAUUAUGGCCACUAACUGAGAAUUUGUUUCCUUGUAAAUUGUGGCUGUGUUGUACUAAUUUGUUCCCUUAUUGUAAUUACAUCAAAAGAAGGGAACACAUUAAUUCAACUUAGUCAUGAUUUACUACAAAGAGGGAACAAUUAAUAAAAAUAAGGGAACGGAUUCUUAAUCCGUGGCCUCGAUGAGUUUGUUUUUGCAUGUCAUGUGCAGGGCUCUUUUGCACAUGUGUUAGUGUUGGUAUACUUGAUUUUAAAUUCUUUAUAACUCAUUUUCUCACUGCAUUUCAACUUCGUCUGCAUCAGUUCAGAAAGAAAAAACAAGUGGAUACAAUAAUCAUUUUUAUCUUUUUAUUCUGUACAUAAUGAAAUAAAGAUUUUUGGCCCCA